Astyanax mexicanus (Mexican tetra) is the source of this 3257-nucleotide messenger RNA. It is a transcript of the gene lhcgr, whose product is annotated as luteinizing hormone/choriogonadotropin receptor. NCBI's taxonomy places the organism in Eukaryota, Metazoa, Chordata, Actinopteri, Characiformes, Acestrorhamphidae. The record is from RefSeq and is a predicted model, not a curated record. Gene Ontology annotation, cellular component: membrane. The transcript has 11 exons. The coding region runs from base 206 to 2335 and encodes 709 amino acids. Gene Ontology annotation, molecular function: thyroid-stimulating hormone receptor activity; luteinizing hormone receptor activity. Gene Ontology annotation, biological process: male gonad development; ovulation cycle process; luteinizing hormone signaling pathway.
AUGCGCUCCAUUCAGACGCGCGCGCCUCUAUCUCUGUGCUCACUUUCUCCAAACUCUUCAGUAAAACUGAAUUAUUCCUGUCUUUAUUUCGAUUUCACAGUUUAAACAGAGGGGAUGUGGGAAAGGCGUGUAUGAGUGAGUUCUGAGGGCCAUCUUGGAAACAGGGUAAUAACUCGAUUAUUAAAAAAAAGUAGAUCUGAAGACAAUGAGGACAUCUCUGCUCAUCCUCAGCCUCCUCACGCGCUGCUGCUGCGCGUCUCUGCGCUUCGUGUGUCCGGAGGUCUGCCGCUGCUCCGUGAAGACCAUCUGCUGCACGAGGGCGACCGAGGCGCGCGCAGCCAAACACAGCGCUGUCAGCAGACUUGUUUUGAACUAUGUGCACCUGAAGAGUAUUCCCAGUCUCAGCUUUGAUGGACUGACGGGUGUUAAGAGAAUAGAAAUAGCUCAGAGCGUCACUCUGGAGACCAUAGAGACCCGAGCCUUCAUCAACCUCCUCAACCUCUCAGAGAUAUCAAUCCAAAACACGCGGAGCCUGGUUCAUAUCCACCAACGGGCCUUCUACAAUCUACCCAAGCUGAGAUAUUUGAGCAUCUCCAACACUGGAAUAACUGUGUUUCCUGAUCUGACCUCCAUUUCUUCUCUUGAAGCCUCUUUCAUGCUAGAUAUCUGUGACAACCUCCACUUGCAGUCAAUCCCACCAAACGCCUUCACUGGAAUGACGAGUGAAGACACAACAAUGAAUCUUUAUAACAACGGCUUCAGAGAAAUACAACACCAUGCCUUCAAUGGAACAAAAAUAGACACACUAAUAUUGAAGAACAACCGAAACCUGCAGUCAAUCCACAGGGAGGCUUUUAGAGGAGCAUUGGGCCCUGCUGUGUUGGACGUGUCCUCCACAGCUCUAGAGACAUUGCCCUCUCGUGGUUUACAGGCUGUUCAGAAGCUGGUGGCUCGUUCUGCGUUCUCGCUAAAGAGGCUUCCUCCUCUAAACGGCCUGGAGAACCUGAGAGAAGCUCAGCUGACCUACCCAAGCCACUGCUGUGCUUUACUCAGCUGGAACACCCACAGGGAAGCUCCCUCUUCAGGACUGAGAAAUGGUUCUUCAUACUGUGAAGAGCAGAGCCUGUUAGCUGUGAGAUCAGGCGAAGCUUCCAGUGAGUCCAACACGGAUGAAGAUCCCUUUUUCAUGUCGGGACCUUUUGGCACUGUGGAUUUUGAGUACCCAGAACUGGACUCCUGCCAGACGAGGCCUGUUCUUCUUUGCAGCCCAGAGGCGGACGCCUUCAACCCCUGUGAGGACAUUGUGGGAUUUGGGUUCCUGCGCGUGGCCAUCUGGUUCAUCAACAUUCUGGCAAUCACUGGGAACCUGACCGUACUUCUGGUGCUGUUUGCCAGUCGCUGUAAGCUCACUGUCCCUCGUUUCCUGAUGUGUCACCUGGCGUUUGCUGAUUUCUGCAUAGGCGUGUACCUCCUGAUGAUCGCCACUGUGGAUCUGCGCACACGCAGCCACUACAGCCAGCACGCCAUAGAGUGGCAGACGGGGUCCGGCUGCGGCAUCGCCGGUUUCCUGGCCGUCUUUGGUGGUGAACUGUCUGUCUACACGCUGUGCACCAUCACCGUGGAACGCUGGCACACCAUCACCCACGCUUUGCGUUUGGAGCGCAGGCUCGGCCUGCCCCAAGCCACUGCCAUCAUGGCUGCUGGGUGGGUGCUCUGCUUGGUCAUGGCCCUGCUUCCUUUAGUUGGCAUCAGCAGUUACAGUAAGGUCAGUAUGUGUCUGCCUAUGGAUAUUGAGACCCCUUUGUCCCAGACUUACAUCAUCCUUCUUCUGCUUUUUAACGUGGGAGCUUUCAUAGUGAUCUGCGGCUGCUACAUGCGGAUAUACACGGCUGUACGCUACCCCGAGGUGCCGGGACGCACCGCUGACGCUAAAAUCGCUAAGCGUAUGGCCGUGCUCAUCUUCACAGAUUUCCUCUGCAUGGCGCCCAUCUCCUUCUUUGCCAUAUCUGCUGCCUUUAAGGUACCGCUCAUCACAGUCACCAACUCCAAGAUCCUCCUGGUGCUCUUCUAUCCCAUCAACUCCUGCGCCAACCCCUUCCUCUACGCCAUCUUCACCAAGGCCUUCAGGAAGGACGCCUGCAUGAUGUUGAGCACCAUAGGCUGCUGCGAGAGCAAAGCCAACAUGUACCGUAUGAAGACGUACUGUUCAGAGAACGCUGGGAAAAGCAAAAGCAGCUCAGGCAGUAAAUCUCCACGCGCCGUCAUGUGGCUGUCCUCGUCUUCUCACCAGAAGCCACAGCUGAAGAUAAAGAGCAUAGAGAAAGACAGCAGCUGAGGAGGACAUCUCACACUUCUUCACAUUUUUCAUCUUUGUGUGAUAUUGUAUGGUGCAUUAUGUUAGCCAAGUAUCCCCCAUCAGCGUUUUUAUUAUAAAACUCGAUUUUGAGUGUGGGGAGAAGGCUUUCAGAGGGAGAAUUUGUGAGUUAUUUUCUCUCAGACAAUGCGACUAUUUUUGUUAUGUCACAGAAGAAAAGAGAAGAGACCACAUGACCACGGAGACUGAGAUGAGAGACUGGCGGCCAGGGUUGAGUCUAUUGUUAAGGCUUAAAUAAGAAAAAAAAUCAAAAACAGAUUUCUUUUUUUCCUUUAUCAUGGUCCUUCUAACCUUUAACCUAUACGAUCGGUACGAGGAUUGUACACUGUAUGUCUCAAUGCCUGUGGAUACCCCUUAUUAUGAAUUCAACUACUUUAAGUUGCACUCAUUGCUAAGUGCUGCCAAUAAAGUUGUGCAAGUGCGUCCAUACAUGCACACAUAGCUUGUCUAUUCACUGUAAAUCUAUAAAAGUAUUAAUUCAGGUCAAUUCAGUUCAAAUUUAUUUAUAUAGAGCUUUUUACAAAAAAUCAGCUUUACAGAGAUACGGAUCCAAGUGUCUUAUAAGUAAAUACCACAGUAAUAGUGCCAACAGUGGCAAGGAAAAAAAAAGAAACAUUAGGAGGAAUCCAAGAGUCAGUAAGAGGAAUUCAUCCUCCUCUGGUCGACCCAGACAGCCCAGACAUUUGACAAAAACAACUGUACAGAGAGAUAAUGGGCAGCUAGUCUAUUAACAAUUAGAGGUGGGACGAAAUAUUGUUGUUAUUAUUGAAACAUAGGCGCUCUAAACUCUCUUUGACUCCCCCCUCAAUUUGAUUUACUAAAGUUACCGCUUUAAGUGGUGGCACUAAUCAAAUGACUAAGUUCAACAUAUGGUAAAGAUUAU